Cucumis sativus (cucumber) is the source of this 3354-nucleotide messenger RNA. RefSeq names its product probable leucine-rich repeat receptor-like protein kinase At1g68400. Gene Ontology annotation, molecular function: ATP binding; protein binding; protein kinase activity. Gene Ontology annotation, biological process: protein phosphorylation. The transcript is spliced from 2 exons. The record is from RefSeq and is a predicted model, not a curated record. NCBI's taxonomy places the organism in Eukaryota, Viridiplantae, Streptophyta, Magnoliopsida, Cucurbitales, Cucurbitaceae. Bases 1359 to 3125 code for a protein of 588 amino acids.
ACACUUUUGUGUCAUCUGCAAACCAAAAUAAAAUUUGUGAUUCUCAGAUAACAUAAACUAAACAUAGUUCGAAGUCUCUCGCUUGCUAACAUGUCUCUAGCUCGUUCGAAGUCUCUCACUACUUCUCGCUUUACAUCCUUUUAUAUUCCUUCUCUAUUGUAACCUUCUAUCUCACUCAUCUUUGAUUUCAAACUCUCACUCUACAAACACAGUUUUGCCUAAUGCUCGUUUCAUACCUUUUCUGGACACUCCUACAAACACCUAGAAAUGGAAGACAAUUAUUAAAGACGGUUGUGUAAAAGCCUAUUGGGUUUUGGAAACUCCGUUCAACAGAACACUGUUGUGAAGAACUCAUCACCAUUGAAAUGAAGCUCAGUUCAAAGAUAACACGAUUGUUUGUUUGUUUAGGGUUAAUGUAAUUAUUCAUUUUUAUUUCUAGAAAGAUUGUCAAAUCGUGUCUACUCUGAAAAUCGAUCACAUCACUCGAGAGCGAAAGACAAUAAUGGUGAGUGCAAAAUUCAUAAUCUGGUAUUAUUAAGAUGUAAACGGAGGAUGAAUUGACGUUUUUUUUAUUCAAAGGGGAUCAUUUCGAAAAUUAGGUUAGCUGAAUGGGUUGUCCACACAAAUUUCGGAACUCGAUAUCUGGCCCCGGCGGGGUGAAUAAACCGAAUAUCCGAACAGAAACACGGGAUAGAAGCACCAUGGAAACAAUUGAAGAUGAGAAACUUCAACGAUGUCCCCGCCAUAAUUGGGCGGCCGUUCACGAAAGUCCGGUCGUGACGCCGUCGGACGGUGAAGAACGACGACUACGAACUCUGAAUGCCAAACGCUCCAAUUCGUAACCGAGGUCUGGACUGGAGGGGUUCUGUGAGAGUACGGAAGAAAACACAGGUACGCAUGUUACGUUUCGAUCGAGGCGGUGAAGAUGGUAGAAAUUCAAUGUUGUGAGUAGUUUGGUCUUACAGAUCAACUAAUCGAAAGUUUUCCAUCAAUUAAUUAUUGCGAAUAUCCAUUGAAACUAUAAAUUAAUAGUAGAUUUUGAAUUGAUGGUGAUAUAUCAGAAUACGUGUUGUGUAAUAGGUAAUCUCAAGGCAUCUAAUUUCUCAAUUGAUGUGGUAGAGACUAAUUAGCGUUUAGGGCAUUGAAUCUGAUGGUGUGAAUUGCUUUUGAUGAUUUCAUUAUCACAUAGAAGUUAACGUUUUAGUGCUGAAUAUCCUGGGUAUAGCCGCAUUGGUAAUCUCACAUGUUGUAGAGAAUAAUACCUAAAUCUUUGGAUAGUAUAGACUACAUUUGUAUUCAUCAUCUUUGUGUCUCAUCAUGCUCUGUUGAAAAUAUUUCAAGUCUUCUAAAGACUAAAGAUGCAUAGAUGUAUGGUUUCAUUUUUGCUUCUGUUGUGGUUGAUGUCUGCAGCAGUAUAUGUUCCAUUAUUCACAGCUUGUUCUGAUGGUGGUUUAUCAGCAUCUGAAGCUUUUCUUAGCUUUAUCAAAGCCAUUGACCCACAAGACAUGCUUGGGAUUGGCACGAACGAAACAACGCAACAUCUGCACUUGAGUAAGUUGAAAGGUGUAAAAUAUAGCCCUCAGGGUGCUGUUGUUGAAAUCAGGUUUGAGAAAUCGAACCUCAGUGGCAGAAUUGAUGCAGAUUCUAUCUGCAAGCUUUCUAGUCUAAGAGUUCUUAACUUGGCUAAAAACAACAUCCAAGGUAACAUUCCUAAUUCAAUUGUAUGCUGUACAAGGUUGAUUCACUUGAAUCUUAGCAACAACAAUUUGAGUGGAGAGUUACCUUUUGUUCUGACAAAACUCAAACACCUUAGGAGAAUAGACAUUUAUAACAAUCACUUUACUACCACCUCACCUCAAUUCAAGGAGUUGAUGCAUAGAAAGUCUCUUAGAUCAUGGGUGGCUCGGCGAGACAUCAUCAAUCCCAGUGUAAAAGCUGUGACACCCGUCCCGUCUAGCUCACAAAGUAGUAAGUCUGAUAGUGGUGGGGGAGCACACUGGCUUGGCUCCAAGAAGUUAAUGUUGUUGAUAAUCAUUAUCGUUGGAUCUGCAACCUUUUUAAUAUUGUCACUCCUAGUAUGCAAGAGGACUUCAAAGUUAGCACUUAAAAAAGAGAUAUUUGAUAAGGCCCUUCAGAAGUCUCCUAUUGCUGCUCUAUCAGCCAUGUCUAGUGAGGUAGAUAAACCAGAUGAAUCCCUUCAAGGCCAGCAAGAACUCAUGUUCUUUAAUGAAGAAGAUGAACAAUUCAAAGUGGAGGACCUUCUUGAAGCAACAGCAGAUUUACAAAGUUUGGAUAUCUGCACUAGUCUUUUCAAGGUUAGGUUAAAAAGCCAAUAUUAUGCUGUCAAAACAUUGAGGAAAAUGCAGAUAAACUUUGAUGAAUUUCGUAAAACCAUGAUGCUAAUAGGAAACUUGCGGCACCCGAAUAUUUUGCCACUUGUGGGUUAUUAUUCAGCAAAGGAUGAGAAACUACUGAUCUACAAGUACCAGCGACGUGGAAGUCUGCAUGAAAUGCUUGAGAGUUGUAUUGAAGGAAAGCAAAAAUUCCCAUGGAGAAUUAGACUAUCCAUAGCAUGUGGAAUAGCAAAGGGUGUGGGUUUUAUAUACCAAAGAUCAAAUACACAUGGCUCCAUUCCACAUGGGAAUUUAAAACUUUCGAACAUUCUUUUGAACGAAAACAAUGAACCAAAAAUCAGCGAAUAUGGGAUCACAAAGUUUCUAGACGCUAAGAGAGUUCAUCUUCUUUCCUCCAAGGGGUAUACAGCCCCGGAGAAAAAGCUAUCUGAGAAAGCCGAUGUAUAUAGCUUUGGAAUCAUAUUACUUGAAUUACUAACAGGAAAAAUGGUAGCAAAAGAUGGCAUCAAUCUCCCCAAAUGGGUCAGAGCCAAGGUAAGAGAAGAAUGGACGUGUGAAGUUUUCGACGAAGAAGUUGCUCGAAAUGCUGAAAAAUGGGCGUUUUCUAUUCUGCUUAUUGCCUUAGAUUGUGUCUCUCAUUACCCUGAAGGAAGGCCAACCAUGGUCGAGGCUCUGGAAAAGAUAGAGGAAGUAGUGAAGGUAGUGGAAGAUCAUGAACAACGCAUUUCACCUUUGUCUUCUGAUUUUGGCUCUCCCGAGUCUUAUCGUUAGUACUUCAAUAUACACACAUAUAUAGGAUAUUUUUGUUUUCUUACCAAGACCCUUUCGGUUUGUGUCAAACCUGAUCCGUUACUUAUAUUAACUUUAUCUUCUUUAUCAGUUGAAUUGUUAGUUUUCAAGAGUUUGUAGGCACUAGUAUUGCUUACCGAGUACAAUUGUGAUGUAGAAUAUGGGAUGGUAGGUUUAAAGGUUUAUAGAUACUACCGUUUUUUUAUUCUCA